Molecule: messenger RNA, 2334 nt
Organism: Labeo rohita (rohu)
Lineage: Eukaryota; Metazoa; Chordata; Actinopteri; Cypriniformes; Cyprinidae
Product: sialic acid-binding Ig-like lectin 14
Exons: 6
Coding region: 569-1477 (302 amino acids)
Source: RefSeq, a predicted model, not a curated record
CAGCGGCUGGGUUAAGGUGGGUUAUUUUUUAACCCAGCACUUUUUAGAGUGUGGCGCAUGACCCGCUGAGGAUAAUAAAAAAUAGGCUAGCUUACUCCUCUUUGAAAGUGUAUUUAAAAAAAGAUUAAAAAAAAAAGAAAAGAAAAGUUAUACAAUUAAUUAUAGGCAUAUAGUUAAAAUGAUUAACGCUGGAGUCAUCAAUGAAAGUUAACGCGAAGUAUACUCCUCAUGUUUUUCACUAUACGGGCCACAAGAUAAAUAUUAAGGGAAUAAUUUAAGACAGUUACACACCGUUAUCAGCAUAUCUUGAAGUAGACUUAAUCUCGUCGUCUCUUUACAGAAUAUGCUCCGUUAAUGUGGCGUUAGAAGCUCCGUCAGUUUUUGUUUGUUUGUUUGGUUUUUUUUUCUUUUAACUUUCACUUUCUGCAUAGUGAAUUGACAAAGGAUAUGAUUUUCCGCUACGCCACUGAUUUUCCUGGAAAAUAAGGCGUUUGUUUUUUAGGACACUUAAGUUCACAGCUACUCCUUGUUGUGUGCAUUUUGUUCAACGCCAAUAGUCCGGUCCAGCAUGACUGUAAGGGCAGGAGUUUUUCUCUACUGGCUUCACAUUAUUUGUGUAGGCGUGUUUGCAGAUGUUUGGAAGGUACAUGUAGAGUCUGAAAUGGAGGCUCUGGUCUCGUCUUGUGUCGUGUUGCCCUGUUCAUUCAAAUACCCGGCUCAGCAACAGCCCUCUGAUCAUAUUAGAGCUAUGUGGCACAUUAAGAACAAAUGGGAUGAUAUCAUUUUUCAUAAAGACCAAACAAGGGUUCUAGACAAUUUCAAGGGUCGCACAAAACUGCUUGGUUCACUGGGUGGUUCCAACUGCUCCUUGGAGAUUGAUGAAGUCAGAAACCAUGACAAUGGCCCCUAUUGUUUUAGGGUUGAAGUAGAGACAUCUCAAAAAGACAAGUACUCCUUUGUGGAAAACUGUGUGUCAAUUAAUAUGAUCGAGCAAGCAUCAAAACCAGAGCUGCAGGCUGAGCAGUCUCUGCAAGAGGGUCAACCUGCAGUCUUCAAAUGCUCUGUCAAGCACACCUGUUCAUCCCACCAGCCCACUCUCACCUGGAGCCACCCUGGAAAAACCAUCAUGAGCUACAAGGACAUUGGUCAUGGAAACUGGGAAGCAGAGUCUCUCCUGACCUUCACCCCAACAAAAGAGGAUGAUCACGGCUCUAUCACAUGCACAGUCAAGUACCACGGGAAUGCCAAGGGUGAAAUGACAGCGACUCGCCCUAUAUUUGUGAAAGAACAAGCAAAUCUCAGCCACAUUCUCAUACCAGUCAUCUCUUGUCUUGGAACUGCUCUUUUGGUUGGAUUACUGUGUUUCUUCAUUGGCAAGAGAUACAACAGUGGUCCAGGUGGCAAAGAGCAGAGGCAAGUACACAAUAGCUUCCAAUGUGUUCUUCUGCAACAAGCCAGGACAAAACAGAUCAUCUAGUGGAAACAGACUGAAUCUAUGGCAUGUUUUGGAUUAUAUUGGUGGUAUAGAUUUAUUUUAUGAAUUGAGCAGGAUUCCAAGGUUUAAUAUUGUCAUUCCUCUAUACACUCUUAAAAAUAAAGGGUGUUUUUGCAGUGAUGCCACAGAAGAAACAUUUAUGGUUCCCCAAAGAACCUUUUAGUGAACAGUUCCUAAAAGAACCAUUUUGAAGAACAUUUUAAAAAUCUAAAGAACCCUUUUUGACUAUAAAGAACCUUUUCUGCAUUUGAAAGGUUCUAUGGAUGUUCAAGGUUCUUCAAAGAACCAUUGAUGCCCGUAAAGAACCUUUAUUUUUAAGAGUGUAGCACAUAUAUAAAUCAGCACCAUCAGAUAUAUAUAUAAAAAAAAUGGGUCAAAUGCUCAUUAUCCAUGUGGACAAAUAGAUAUUUUUGUAUGGUAAACAGCAGCCAUUUUGUUUUGUAAUUUUUCAUAUUGUUUUGACAAAUAUUAGGAAAGAUUACAUAAAAUUAUGUUUACAAAAACCUAUCAAACUAUUAAAAUCUGAGACCUUACUGAAUUUAUAGCAUAUAUAUUAUAUGUAUUGUAUGUCAUAAUUUUCAAAUGUAAUAGCGCACAUUUAAUGUUGUGCAUACUUAUAGAAUCAAUACAAUACUUUUCUUUAUAUGAAUUCCACUGUAUUAUGAACACUGUAUAAAUGUUUGUAAUCUUGUUUGUACUCAAUAAUGCAUAUACAGCUGAAAAUAUUUUUAUCAUUAAAUUUGACAAAUUCAAACAGUCAGAAGCUGUUGUGUUACUUAUCCUUACUAAAAACUUCACACAUACUAUAUAUUCUUUUUUGUUGUAUACACCCACCACCC